Molecule: messenger RNA, 615 nt
Organism: Necator americanus (New World hookworm)
Lineage: Eukaryota; Metazoa; Nematoda; Chromadorea; Rhabditida; Ancylostomatidae
Exons: 5
Coding region: 1-615 (204 amino acids)
Source: RefSeq, a predicted model, not a curated record
AUGUCUGUAUGUCUACUGGAGGGGCACAGCGGUGAACAUGUCGCUAUUUUAUGUGAAGAGUACGAAAAACUGCGUCCUACUGAUGGGCGACUCAUCAAGUCGACAGAUGAAUCUGCAUGCCGGCGAAGUUCACUAUUUCCUGGGACUGGAGCUAUAGACAGGUACAACUUCAAUUUCGAGCUUAGCCGUUUGCAGUUACCCAGCGGUAAGAUGCAGCUCGUACAGUACCUACCACAAGUGUACAGUGCAACCAAUGGGGUAGGAGAAUGCUCACGUCGCCACGGAUUCGAGUUGACAUCGGCUGAGUUUAGCGAAUUUUGUGAUCGCCUGGCAGCAUUACCGGUAAUCGAACGAGGCACCUACAAGAGAAGUCGCGGUCUUGCCUUACUUGGACAGCCGUACGAUCUCGUUAAUGCGCUGCCCCAACCAGAGAACUUCGGAGACAUUCCGGGUAGCACGUUAAGCAAGAUGAUUCAAGAAUAUAGUAGAGGCAUGGAUGUCAUAAAGAAAAGGAGGAAAACGUUGUUUACUUAUAGCGAUGAACUUGUGGAUAAGAAAAAGAUUGAGUUCUACGAAUCUAUGAUUGAGAAAUUGGAUAAAUUGCUCAGUAUUUAG